Messenger RNA from Trypanosoma theileri, 1848 nucleotides. RefSeq names its product methyltransferase. Gene Ontology annotation, biological process: methylation. Bases 1 to 1848 code for a protein of 615 amino acids. Gene Ontology annotation, molecular function: nucleic acid binding. Gene Ontology annotation, cellular component: cytoplasm. The transcript has a single exon. The record is from RefSeq and is a predicted model, not a curated record. NCBI's taxonomy places the organism in Eukaryota, Euglenozoa, Kinetoplastea, Trypanosomatida, Trypanosomatidae.
AUGCUUUUUUUUGCAUGGUUCGCAUGCAACGCAACACUGUCACCAUUCUGUGUGGAUGAGUUACGUGCUGCUGCGACUACAUUAGGCGUUUGUAUCCAAUUACGGGAGUGUCCCCCAUGGCUCUGCAUAAAUUCCUCUAAUUCUUCUUCUACUUCUUCUACUUCUUCUUUGUUCUGUGUCUUUGAUGCACCUUCCGUUGAAGUGGCGCGCCAACUCGCUGAGAGAUGUGUGUUGCUGCGUGCGGUGUAUCUUCUCUUCGCUGCUGCGCCCUCUGUGGAGGAGUUGCUUGACUGCCUUUCCAGCGACAAGACAGAAGAGGGAACAUGGUUGCGGGGAGAGAAGUAUCAUCACGCCCAGGAGGAACAAGAAGAAGAAUCAUCAGUUAAUCAUUGCACACUACGUAUUGAAACAAUUGGUCGCCACUAUACAGUUGAAGAGAAGACGGCCUUGUCAACACGUGUGAGCCAUGCCUUGGGCAUUCCCGCAGACACUCUCAAUCACCCACAGAAUGGACCACAAGAAAAACAACAACAACAGCAACAACGUAUCUGUGUUGCAAUAGAGCAUGCGAUGGAGAAUGCACCGGCGGGUUCACCAGCAUCAUGGAUGCCAUGUGGCCGCGUAUUGCGUGCAUUUUGUGGUCUUCUCAUCACAGAGUCACCCCGUCAACAUUUGCUUUCUACAUAUGAUCUCAAACGUCGACCGUACAUUGGCACAACCUCUAUGCCGCCAGAACCGGCGUUUGUGAUGGUACAUAUGGCCUGUGUACGCCGUGGGGCGUAUGUGUUUGAUCCCUUCUGUGGAACCGGCGGUAUUCUCGUCGCGGCUGCCCACUGUGGCGCUAUCACUAUUGGCGCCGAUGCGGAUGGACGGGCCAUGCAGAAAGGCACAUUGCGGCACAAGGCGAGUAAACAACAACAACAACAGCGAGAGGUGGCGAUGCGGGCAUACCGACCAGAGGACCUCAAACGGGCGAAUAUCACCGCAGAGGAGGCAGAGACGCCGUCUGUUGUGACCAACUUCAAACUGUACGGACUCACACCGCCCGAUCGCGUACGGUUAAAUUUUGCGAAUUGGCGAGAAGCCUGGCGUCCGUGCAGUAAAGCGGGUCCUGCGGACUGUGGAUUCCUUGACGCUAUUGUGACGGAUCCACCCUACGGUAUACGCGAGCCACGACGGAAAGCAGCCGAGCAGCAAGAACAACAACAACAACAACAACAGCAACAAGAAGAAAAUUUUUAUCCUGUUAGCAGUAUUGUACUUGAUUUGAUGCUCUUCGCCGCAGAGGCACUCGUUUUAGGCGGUCGAUUGGUGUUAUGGUAUCCCACGACUGUACACUACACGAAAGAUGAACUCCCAACACACCCGUCGCUCUCAUUAAUAUGCGACAUCCCGCAGCGCAUUUCACUCAAGAUGGUGCGUCGUCUUAUCGUGAUGGAAAAAACAACGCCGGUGCCAUUUCCACGGCCAUCGCGUGAGUCUUGCGCAGCGCGGCAGCAACAACAACAGGAUCUCCGAGUGUUGAUGGAUGCAACGGAGUUGCCAGACAACAAUGAAUAUAUGCAUUACCGCGCCAAAUUGCUGAAGAAGCGAGACGCGGCAAAGCGGUACUUUUCUUCCGCCUCUUCACAAACCCCAACUGAGAAUAAUGAUACGAACAAGAACAACCUCAACUCCAGUGAGGCAUCAAGUGAGACCAAAGCAAUGCGCAAAAAGAUGUCAAAGAUGGAACGACAAGAACUUAUUGUGGCAAACCGAGAACGGAACUUGCAGCGUCAACAGCAAAAACAACAAGAACAACAACAACAACAACAACAACAUCGCGAGGCCUCUGGUGAGGGGACGUGA